UAAAUCAAUUGACAAAUUAAAUUAAAUCUAUGUUUGUGAAAUGUUUUAAAAAAAUAAAGAAAACAUAAACACAAAACAUCCCAUUACAGUAUAAACAUUACGCAAAAUACAUUUGUCAUUAUAUCAUCACUCUGCAAAGAGGUUGGUAGUGGUGAAACGAAUAUUUGGCUGAAUAAUAUAAAUUGCAUCGAUUCAUUUUAUAUUUAUUAAAAAGUCUAAUUUAAAAGUUUCCUACACAAUAUGCAGUCGGAAGAUGUUCAUGAAGCAUUGUCUCCAAUUUCAUGGCUCGCCGGUCGUUGGAAAACUGAAGCCGGCGAAGGACACUUUCCAAACUUGCAUGAUUUUCAUUAUCAUGAAGAAUUGGAAUUCAUUUGUAUCGGUCAGCCGAUGUUCAACUACACAUCAAUCUCUCGUCACCCCGAGAAACAAACUCCGAUGCAUCAAGAGAGAGGUUUCUUAAAGAUCAAGCCCGGCACAAACGAGGUCGCAUUCAUGGUCAGUCACAAUUUCGGUCUCACAUCCCUCGAGGAAGGCCAAUGCAGUGUACAGAAUAAGGAAAUCAAAUUGACAACAACAAAUUUAACGAGAUGUUCCUUCUCCAAGCCUCCGCAUGUUAAGAGAUUUGAAAGGAAAUUCAAAUUGCUGGAACCCGAGCUAUUAGAAGUGAUUUUAUAUAUGGAGACGGACAGCACCCCAUUAAGCGAACACCUCAGAGCCGUUUAUAAAAAAGUAUAGUGCUCUUAAGUAGGUAGAUCAUCUACUUGAUUAUUAAAUUAUUAUUUUUAAGUAAUUAUUUCUUUGUCGUUGAUAGAUUUAAAGGUAAAUAUUUAUAUAUAUUGAAUCGAAAUCUCGUAUAGUUUUUAUUUUAUCUGAAUUUAUUAUGAAAUUGUUGUUUUGAAAACUAUCCAAUGUCACAUAUAUAUUAAUGAAACAUUUUAAAGAUA
This is a messenger RNA of Danaus plexippus (monarch butterfly), 944 nucleotides long. RefSeq names its product peroxynitrite isomerase THAP4-like. Lineage: Eukaryota; Metazoa; Arthropoda; Insecta; Lepidoptera; Nymphalidae. The record is from RefSeq and is a predicted model, not a curated record. The coding region runs from base 241 to 735 and encodes 164 amino acids. The transcript has 2 exons.